GGUACAACGAAGCAGUUCCGUUUGAGCUACCUACUUGACAUUUGGAUUUGCAAAAAGCAAUCGAGGAUUUUAGCCGCGUCGAGUAUAUCAACAACUUCAUCUGAAGCAUAAGCAGGAUCCGUGUAAAGCUAAAGUAGGAAAUUCCAAUUUUCCAACAAGAAACUCGACUCUUAUUUUCCAUUUGAGUUGUAAGUACUUGUAUCGCAUUGUUGAAUGACGAUCCGGUUGAGCUGGGUCUUGCAGCGGCAAACAAAAGAGCUCUUGUUGCAGCGGCAAUUGAGGCAGUUUCUGCGGAGAUGGCGCCGCAAGUUGAACAGCCCCAGGCCGUUCCACCUGUCGCCCCGCGCCCGGCUGUUGCUCGCGAGCCCUUGCCAAACAAUUUGCAAGAUUGGUUCGCGAAAGUCGAAAGAAAAGAAGUGAACGCCGCGACGGCUCGCGCUUGGCGGAAGAUCCACGGCACUGCGAUCCAGGCGGCAGCGGUGUGCUUCGAGAAGAAGCAAAAGGAGGACGGGGCAGAGGUUGCAGUCAAUUUCCCAGACGACUGCGCGCGAAAAGUGUUCAGCUUUCUCCAGGGGGAACGGCCGGCCCCAAGUGCUACGCGUAAUCAGGCACCGACGUUGACGCACGCGGACAAAAUCUUCCGGACUUAG
Amoebophrya sp. A120 is the source of this 650-nucleotide messenger RNA. The record is from the annotation of a GenBank genome assembly. Lineage: Eukaryota; Dinophyceae; Syndiniales; Amoebophryaceae.